GGAUCUACGUGGGAUUGGUUGUACCCUUCUCACCCUUACCUACACCUAUAAAGCCAUAGAAAAACUUAGAUUUCUUCUAUUUUACCAAUAUACCAAUUGGAUCCACCGACGAAAGGAAUCACCGAAACAUGGCAGGGGUUUCGCUCCAGUGCGGUGAUUGCGGUACUCUCUUGAAAUCGGUUGAAGAAGCUCAAGAACAUGCUGAACUCACCUCACACUCCAAUUUCUCUGAAUCCACCGAACCCGUUCUCAAUCUCGUCUGCUCCACUUGCUCCAAACCCUGCCGAUCCAAAACCGAGAGUGAUUUGCACACCAAGAGAACCGGGCAUACUGAAUUUUCUGAUAAGACUGCCGAAGCGGCGAAGCCCAUAAGUUUAGAGGUUCCUAAGGGGAAUUCAGAAUCCCAAGAGGGUGGAACCAGUGAUCCGAAUGAAGAAAUGGUUGUUCCUGAUGUUGAUAAAAAGCUGCUUGAGGAACUUGAAUCAAUGGGCUUUUCAACAGCUCGUGCAACAAGGGCACUUCAUUUUUCUGGUAACACUAGCCUCGAGGCUGCUGUAACUUGGAUAGAAAACCACGAGAAUACGCCUGACAUAGAUGAAAUGCCCUUGGUAUCUGCCGUCAGUAAAGCUAAAGCUUCUAAACCCUCUCUUACCCCAGAAGAAACAAAUGCCAUUCUAAAGGAUCUAAGGGAGAAGGCUCGCAAGAAGAAAGAAGAAGAAGAGAAGAGAACGGAGAGAGAAAGAGAAAAGGAGAGAAUUCGAGUCGGUAAGGAGUUGCUUGAAGCAAAGAGGAUUGAAGAAGACAACGAGAGAAAACGGUUGUUAGCUUUGAGGAAAGCAGAGAAAGAGGAAGAGCGAAGGGCUAGAGAGAGAAUCAAACAAAAGUUGGAAGAAGACAAGGCGGAAAGAAGACGAAAACUUGGAUUGGCUCCAGAGGAGCCUUCAACAGCCAAACCUUCAGCUGUUGUAGAGGAGAAAAAGAGUUUCCUGCCAAUUAGGCCUGCCACAAAAACCGAGCAGAUGAGGGAGUGCUUGCGUUCUCUCAAGCAGAACCACAAGGAAGAUGAUGCCAGAGUGAAGAGAGCAUUCCAAACUCUGCUAACUUAUGUGGGGAAUGUUGCCAGAAAUCCUGCUGAAGAAAAAUUCAGGAAGAUUCGUCUUAGUAACGCAGCUUUUCAGGAAAGAGUUGGUGCUUUGAAAGGAGGCAUUGAAUUCCUUGAAAUUUGCGGGUUUGAGAAGAUCGAUGGCGGUGAAGUUUUGUUUUUGCCUAGGGAGAAGGUUGAUAUUGCAGUCCUAAAUUCAGCUGGAUCUGAACUAGACUCUGCAAUAAAGAAUCCCUUUUUUGGAGUUCUUUAGUUGAUUCAGUUGUAAUUUAAAGGCUUGACAAUUUUAGUUUGGUGUUUCAAGAUCAAGUGCUUUAUUUGUUCAUGAAACUCUUAUUUUUCAUAGCUUGAAGGGAUUCGGAGAUAUUUGUCCUUGUGUCGUUACUUUUUGGGGUUUAAGCUGUUUUUAAGCUUCAGAUACUUGAAGCAGUAUAAGCAAAAUAUUGAGAGGUGUAUAUCUAAAAUAUUUCAGGGAAUAAGUUAUUACCAAGAGUAUAUAGACAUUGUUGCCCCCCUAAGUAGAGGACUUUUGGAAGGUUUCA
Medicago truncatula (barrel medic) is the source of this 1644-nucleotide messenger RNA. Its product is annotated as UBX domain-containing protein 1. Gene Ontology annotation, molecular function: protein binding. The transcript is spliced from 12 exons. The coding region runs from base 129 to 1355 and encodes 408 amino acids. Lineage: Eukaryota; Viridiplantae; Streptophyta; Magnoliopsida; Fabales; Fabaceae. The record is from RefSeq and is a predicted model, not a curated record.